Hyla sarda is the source of this 12404-nucleotide messenger RNA. It is a transcript of the gene AGAP2, whose product is annotated as ArfGAP with GTPase domain, ankyrin repeat and PH domain 2. Gene Ontology annotation, cellular component: nucleus. The coding region runs from base 832 to 5931 and encodes 1699 amino acids. Lineage: Eukaryota; Metazoa; Chordata; Amphibia; Anura; Hylidae. Gene Ontology annotation, molecular function: GTP binding; GTPase activator activity; protein binding. The transcript is spliced from 18 exons. The record is from RefSeq and is a predicted model, not a curated record.
ACAUUGAAUGCAUUUCAUACAUGAGCAUAAAUCUUUUUCCUAGUUGCAUGUCACAUUCACCCUUUAACAUUCAGCACUGAGCUGCCAGGUUGUGGUGUGGGUGUAGAACAGUGAUAACGGCUCCUCCUAUUCCUAUACCAUGAAUAGUGAGUCCUGCUAGUCUUCAGAACACGCUUGGAUGGCAUAUUAUUCUGCGAUUACACCAUUUCCUAGCCCCCUCCUUUGCAAACUCUCCCUAUGUGAUGCAAAAUUGAAGUGCUCGGUAAAGUGCAGCCCUGACACUGGCGAGAAGGCAGCAGAAUAGCUUCUGGGUCUCUGUGAAUGGAAAUCAGUGACAAGCCUGUCUUUAGUCACUGUGAAACCUGCAUGGAAUCUAGGAGUCUGCUGAUGCUGAUGCUGCUGCCUCUACUGCAAUGAAGAAUCUACAAGCAGCCUGAGAAAACACAAGAUUAUGCUGUCACCUGCUCACCUCUCUUUGCACCUGGCAGACAAUGGAGCUGAAUUUCCAAGGAACUAUCAGCGGGGACAUCAGUGCCUUCUGCAGUACUGAGCCAGUGCAGUGAUGCUUCUAAACAAUGAGGUCUUACCUCUGAAGGGUCGCUCUCUCCCUCUGUUAUUGUGCAUUAUUUGCAGAUAGCUAUUGACUGACAUUCCUGGGCGUGUAAUUUCUGUCUGGAGAUCGGAUCUAUGCUGCAGGGACACCUGUGUGGAGAGGAGGUGGUACAUCAGAUGAUGGAUGUGCUGAGCUGAUUGCAGACCAGCAGUGUGGUUGAUCAGGCGGACUACUCUGCAGCCCUUGCUAUCCUUGCAAGCUGCUCACUCAGGGGACCCAUGAGCAGAGGAGCCACCCUCCAGCGCAGGACCACCUACCACAUCUCUUUGACCCUAGUCAAACUAGAGGCUGUGGGAGACGAAAAAAAGGCUGACAGCUCGGAAGUAUUCCGGAAACAUGACACCCCUUCUCUUGGCAGUACACCUGGACUGGCCCAUUGCCUCUCACUGGAUAGAGAUUUUCCUGAUGUCUGGGCUUGGGCAGGGCCCGCUCCUGGUUCCGGGGUGAGUGAAGGAAAAGAAAAGUCUAUCACUGAAACAAGUGCACUAGUGAAUGAUACUGGGACAAGUGUUGAUUCAAAGGGGGUGCAGGAUACCAAUGAUGCACCUUUGCCAGUUUCAUUGAAAGCAAAACAUUCGGAAGCCUCUGUCCCAGAUCAAGAAAAAUGUACAAUACCCAUCAGUUCAACACCAGUGGAAAAGCAGAAGGACACCACAAUAUCCAGCUUGUCAGCUUUAACACCAGUAAGUAACAUAACAAGUACUUUUUCAACAGUGGGAGCAGCUGAAAUCUGCCAAAAAUCUGCAAAUGGAACUACAGAAAAAGUAAGGUUCUCUGAAACAUCAAACACUGCUGAACUUUUGUCUGGAGCAGGAGGUACGUGUACAUCCACAAUAUCCACUCCAUCACCUACAGAUAAAGGGUCAUCAGAAGCUUUAACAAAAUCUUGGGUAGGAAAAGACGCUAUAAUUGCCCCAAAACAAGAAGAAAAUGGUACAGUGACAUCUAGUACUUCUUUACCAACAACAUCUGUAAAGGACUCUGCCUCAUCAAACACAACAACUUCUUCAAGCCAGAAACCGGAAACUAAGAAGUCUGAAACAUCUAGUUAUGUCAAUUCUGCACAUGGAGAUAAACAGAUAGGUGUAUCUAGCACUGGAGACUCAUCUGCUCCAAACACAAAAACAUCAAGUGCUUCAGGGCCACCAGGAGGAAUAAAGGAUGCAAGAACUGCAAGCGCUCCAGUGCCUUUCAGUGAAAAGGAUUUCCCAUUUGGUGGAGUGCGAGUAAUCAGAGGUUCCCUUAUCAGGCGGCCUGCACUUGAUACGGAUGUUUCCAGGGACAUAGUGUCCAGUUCUUCAGUUCCUGUUCAUGGUUCCAAAAUUACUGAAGGGGUCAGUUCUCAAGCUUCAGUCGCAGAAUCCAGAUUCGCCCGUCGGAGUUUAAAGGCAAUAAAGCAGUUACCAGCUGUAUGUUCAGAUUCACCAUCGCAUACCCGUUCUACUCCAGUAUCUGGAGAAAAUCCCAACAAAGAAGUAGAACCUGUGGACAAACCAUGCCCAGUGCCAUCCAGCGUACCCCGGAUUACCGCUCCCCCAAUAAGUGCUGCUCGCACUGCAUCAGCAUUGUUUUCUGCAUCUCGUUCUGCAGGAGCGCCAGUGAUCGCAGCAAAACCUAGUGAGGCUAAAAUAAUUGCUGCUAGAAGUGCAGCUAGGGGGGUUAGGGCUGCAUCUGUAGUGGUGACAACUGAGGAACACAUAGCAUACAAAGCGCCACCUGCAGGAACAGUAAUUGAGAAAACUAAGACUGGAGAAACUGUUACAUAUCCUGGAACAAAACCACCAGUUAGUACAUCUAAAACUUUACCAUCUGGGGCACCACCAGUUUCAGCGAUUAAAGGCCCAAGCAUAAGCGCCAAGCCAACAAUUUCAACAGGUGAUGCUGCACUAGCUCCUACUCCUCGGACUAAAACCUCCACUGGAAUAAAAGCACCAGUGACUGGCAUGGGAACAUACCCAGGAGCUAGGGCACCAGUUCCUGGGACCGCCAAAUCUCCUGGUCCAAAGGCAACCACGGAUAGGCCUGUUACUUUAAUAGAAAAGAAAACUGACUUGGGCGAGUUAACAUCUCCCAGAGAAAAGAUUCCCGAGCCUUCUCUUUUGCUGUCUUUUGUACCAUGUAAAGAUGUAGAAACCACUUUACCAUUUGAAAUAGAUGACCUAACACCAGACAGUGAUGACCCUGGAAAGACCAAACGGCUGGAAAGACUCUUCCAUAGACAGGAUGCUAUGUGGAUCAGUACUAGCGUCACCUCGGAUUAUUAUCUACAAAACUCUCCCAAUCGACUCUGCAACAGUCCUCGACAGCAGUCAAGUCCUACAUUUUUUUCUGGUCCUAGAUACUCUUUUAGCUCUCCGGCCAGCCCAUUGCUCCCUGUACCAUGUCAGCCAGGAACACCAUAUCGUGAAGCGCCAGUAAUUGUAUCUCUUUCUGUAAGCCCAGAUAAGGCUGGCGAAUCACAGAAAAACACAUUACAAGUAGAGACCAAGACAAGACCUCCAUACAUGUCUAGUAUAAGUGUCUCUGGUCUACCUAGUCUUGUAGAUCAAGGGAAAAUCCCUCCUGUUCUCCUUACACCAUGUAAGGAAAAAGGUAGUCGACUACUGAAACUUAGUAAGGCUUCUAAAAGUCAAGACAACCGUGACAAACAGAGUCAAAAAAGUGGUUCAAAUCGACUAUCAUGGCCUGAAAAUGAAGGCGGCAAAAGUCGUUCAAAAUCCUCCACCAAGAGCAGCCCUAGAGCUGAGACUCCAAAACCUUCUGCAGGAGGAAAAAGUCUGCUGUCUCCUUCCUCAUGUGAUCCCAAAGGUUUUAGAAAGGGGGGUAAAAGCAAGACUGUGGACAACAGUGACUUUGACCUACCUGAAGAGUUUAAGAAAGGCCGUGAGGGAUCAUCUCCUACUGGGGACAAGGCCAGGUCUUCAGCAGCUAGGGAUAGGAAAAUGUUAAAGUUUAUUAGUGGAAUCUUCACUAAAUCUACUGUGGCCUCUUCUGUCUCACCAACCGAAAUAAGUCCUGGAGAUGAGAGGGAUUUUGCUCAAAAAUGUGUCAUGAACAGCCAAGAAUGGACUCUCAGUCGCACAACACCUGAAAUAAGAGUGGGUGUUGUGGGUAACAUUAAAAGUGGUAAAUCUGCCCUUGUUCACCGAUUUGUUACAGGAUCCUAUCUGGCAAUUGAAACACCAGAAAGUGAUCAGUUUAAGAAGGAGAUGAGUGUGGAAGGCCAGAGCUACCUUCUGUUGAUCAGAGAAGAAGCUGGAGCACCAGAUGCCAAGUUUGCUAACUGGGUGGAUGGCGUCAUCUUUGUGUUCAGCCUGGAGAAUGAGGCGAGUUUUCAAGACAUGUUCCAGUACUAUGCUCUGUUGGCAAACUAUAGAAGUGUCACCGACAUUGCUGUGGCCUUGGUGGGAACACAAGAUAAAAUUAGCUCGAGCAAUCCUAGGGCUAUCGAAGACGUGCGAGCCAGAGGUCUAUGUAAUGACAUGAAACGAUGUAUGUACUAUGAAACCUGUGCCACUUAUGGGUUAAAUGUGGAUCGAGUGUUCAGUGAAGUGGCCCAGAAGAUACUAGCUCUAAAGCGGCAGCAACAACUACUGUCAUGCAAAUCAUUACCCAGUUCUCCCAGUCACUCUGGAGGCUCCACUCCAUUAUCAGUACAGACCAGCAAUGGGGGGCCAGGCAAUGACUACUCAUCCUCCUUACCAUCUACUCCAAACAUCAGUCACAGAGAGCUGCGUAGUGAGGUGUCACUUGGAGUCAGCACACCAGGGUCACUCCACCGGGGAGCUAAACGCCGCACAAGUCUAUUUCCACACCGAAGAGGAAGUGACAUGGAAAAGAGAAGUUUUGACAGUCGUGGGGAAGUCAGUGGUACCGGCCGAGCUCUGCCUAUUAAACAGAGCUUUUUACUGAAGCGUAGUGGCAAUUCUUUGAACAAAGAGUGGAAGAAGAAGUAUGUGACUCUUACAAGCAAUGGGAUGCUGCUCUAUCAUCCUAGCAUUAAUGACUAUUUGCAUAGUACACAUGGGAAGGAGAUGGACCUGCUGAGAACAACAGUAAAGGUGCCAGGCAAGAGACCACCAAGAGCCAUCUCUGCAUGUGGCCCAUCGGCCAGCAUCAAUGGCUUAUUAAAAGAUGUGAGCAGCCCAACCGUGAUGGAUGCACCGAGUACCAAGCCUCCGACAACAAAGAGCAGUUCUACUGGGGAUGUGAUUUCUAGCCCAUCCAGCAACAAGGAGCCACCACCAUCUCCAAUGAGCGAUAAAAAGAAGAAUAAAAAGAAGAAGAAUAUUACUCCUUCAAAAACAGAGGGCUCAGCAGGCCAAGCAGAUGCCAAGCGCAAAAUGUGGAAAUUAAAAACAUUUGGUAGUUUAAGAAAUAUUUAUAAAACAGAGGAGAACUUUGAAUUCAUCAUUGUAUCCAGCAGCGGUCAAACAUGGCAUUUUGAGACCGGCAGUUUUGAGGAGAGGGAUUCUUGGGUACAAGCUAUAGAAAGCCAGAUUCUUGCAAGUCUUCAGUGCUGUGAAAGCAGCAAGAAUAAGGCCCGCUUGGACAGCCAGAGUGAAGCUGUAGCUAUUCAAGCUAUCCGGAAUUCUAAGGGAAACAACUUUUGUGUAGACUGUAAUGCCCCAAAUCCCACAUGGGCUAGCUUAAACCUAGGAGCCCUUAUCUGUAUUGAAUGCUCAGGAAUUCACCGGAAUCUUGGUACACAUCUAUCUCGCGUGCGCUCCCUGGAUCUGGAUGAUUGGCCUCUUGAGCUUACACUUGUUCUAACCUCGAUCGGCAAUGAAAUGGCCAACAGCAUCUGGGAGAUGACAACUCAAGGUCGCACUAAGCCAAACCCUGACUCCCCAAGGGAGGAGAGAGAGUCGUGGAUAAGAGCUAAGUACGAGCAGCGGUUGUUUUUGGCUCCAUUAAAAAGCCCUGGUAUCACAUUGGUGAAGCAGCUCUUCAAAGCAGUUCAAGAUAAAAACCUUACCAGUGUCUUACUCCUCCUUGCCCACAUCAACAAGGAGCAGAUCAACAGUGCCACGGGAGACAGAGACAGGCGUACUGCUCUUCAUUUGGCCUGUGAACUAUCACAUGUGGUCAUCACACAACUGCUUGUCUGGUAUGGUGUUGACGUGAAGGCCAAGGACAUUAAUGGUCACACUGCCCUCUUCUAUGCUAGGAGAGCUGGAAGUCAAGAGUGUGUGGACAUCCUUCUUCAACAUGGGUGUCCAAAUGAGCCCUCAAGUUCUAUGAGCACCCCUAUCCUAAGGAGAAAAAGCAGUUGUACCAGCAUUAUAAGAACUGAUUCCCGGACUGCCCUUGUAUAGCCAGCUGUUCUCAUUCACUGGCAUGAGAAAGCUGGUGUAAGAUCAUUGACUGUUGCCAGUGGAAGCUUGUCUGGUUGCUCCUCCGUGCUAAUGUGUAAUUUGUCAUAUAAAAAAGCAAGAGUCUAAUGUAUAUACUGAUGGUGUGUGUAUAUUUUGAAAGGUGCAUUUGGAUUAUCGACAGCCAUGUCAAUGAUAUAUCCCCAUUAUAACAUUUUCAGCUUUCACCCCCUUGUUGCUGUGAUCCAGCAUAGUAGUAUUUAAUGCCUUAAUUCUUUCAUCACUGAAAGAACAGUAAAACCGAACAGUUCCCUUCUGUCAAUGUUUACAGCAGGCAAUUCCAACUAACCAUAUCUGCAAUUCACCAAUGUAACAACCAGAUUCAGUGGUCAAGGUAGGGAUUUUAUACAUUGUAGAUUAUUGCUAUCUCAAAGAUUGUAUAAAUAAGUGUGGCCAAAAAUAAGCCAGGGACAUACAGUAUGUACAUUCUUUAGUUCCUAAAGGUCUGCACUUUUAAAGAAGAAUCAUACAGAAAAGAAUACAAUGUUAUACUGUGUAUAGGCAUUGAAGUCAUAAACGAAGACCAAACGCGAUAAGAUUUCCCACUUAUCAGAGCAACUAUCUAGUUUGCUCUCCAAUGGUCACAGUAGUAAUGGGACUCAUGGACAUACAAUUACAUUGUCUAAACACAACAUGAUUCUACAUCCCCACAUGGCUGUGUAUUGAUGUCUUUAUUGAUGUAGAAUCUCACCAAAAAAGCACUUGAAAAACAACCAGCAGUGAGACUGUGCUGACACUUGUAGCUUCUGGUAUGGGUGCUCUGCAUCCCAAGGCUUGACUCCUAAUGCCGUCCUUUGCGCAAUGGAGGUGGGAGUCUGCUUUCCAAGCUUCCCUGCUUCCUUCCUCCAUGAUCAGAUAAGCUCUCCCACCUUCUUAUGAUGUGAGUGCCUAUUAACAUGUAAGCUCUCUGCUAUUCUAGCAAAGCGCAGGCAUCACUCCUUCUCAACAUGUGUCUUGAGGCAAGGGAGGGGAGCAUGCCCUCUGCUAGAAUAGCAGAGUGGUCAUAUGGGCAUAUGGUCCCACGUUUUUAGGAGGUGAAGAGUUAUGAAUGAGAUGGGAGGAUUUAUCUGAGCACUGAACAAGGAGGAAGGGAAGCUCAGAGAGCCAGCUCCCGCCUCUUUUGUGCACGGAACAGGACCACCUGUAGGGGUAAAUAAUAAAACAUUUUUAUCCGGUUCACCCACACAAUAACCCUGUGUAUUGGGUUUAGUGCGGGUUAACCAGCUGUAAGAUUCACUUCAAUCUUUACUCUGAAACACUAUAUAAAAGCGCAAGAAUCAAACUUGGCGACUGACUUUAAUUGUAUAAUUCUGCCAUGUAAUAGAUUCUUAAUUUGAAAUGAAUACUUUUAGCAUUGCCAUGGCAACAUAUUGCACAAAUCAACAUAUUGUUUUAAUGAAAGGCCCCCUAACUAUUUAACCAGUAUGUGCCUACAUGGCAGAGACCUUUACACAGAGCCUGCAGGGUGGAACAUAGAGUCAUUCUGUAUGUAAUCUUAUGGGGCAUGUGAUCAAGCUUGCCAUGAUUUUUUUCUUUCAUUGAUUCUAUAUGAAGUGAAAAAACAAUGUAUACCUUCUAAAUUAAUCCCAGUCACACAGAGAAAUAAUCAGAGGUAUAACUUUAAGAUCAAGAGCCCUCAAAAGAAAAUGUGUAACAAGGCCCAUGUACCAUUUACAACAUUUGGUUUACUUAAGCACCAGGGCCUGGAAAGGCUAUUUUUGUUCCUAAUAUAACUGUGCCCUUGGGUCCCUAGCAAGCAAGUUAUAGGCAAUACAUUACAGCCUUGUACAACAUUGAUGCAUAUUGUGACCAUGUGCAUGAGGCCUCAUACAGUGAAAAUACUGAUUAAGAAAUUUCAGAUUAAUGUUAAAUAUGCUAAACCUAGAUCUUAUUUCUGCAAUCUAGUACAGCAUCAUUCUAAGUCAUCACUUACCAGUCCUCCUGUCAGUCUCAUACAACCUUGGCCUAGUGACAAGACUAUAAAAUCACAAGAGAUGGUAACAACAUCUAAUAGAGAUACAUGAACUAUGACACAAAAUAGACGUAAAUUUCCAAAAUAUCUAAAUAAAAUGGUGUGUAAUACAUGUGAGCAUUUAAAAAAAAAAAAUCACUCUUACUAACAUAGAUAUACAGUAUAUGUAGUUUCUGUGGGAUAUUCCUAACAUUAAAGGGGUUAUCCUGCUUUACAAAAUUAAUGGCCUUUCCUAAGGACAGGCGUCUCCAUUAGAUCGGCAAGGGAUUCGAUUCCCGAUAUCCCCACCAAGUAGUUGUCUGAAGUGGCCAUGGGCAUUGGUGUAAGCGAUGCAUCCUCUUCAAUGUUUACAUCUGAUAAUUCUUGGAAUCUCCAUACUACUACUGAACAUUAAAAAGGUUGCAGUGAUUAAACAACUGAUGGACAGGGGAGUCAGGAGUCAGACCAUGCUGAUCUAAUGUUGAUGACCUAUCUUUAGGAUGACCCAUCAAUUGUAUACUGCCAGAUAACCCCUUUGAGGAUUAAGGUAAAGACAGAGGAACAUUUUCAGCAAUGUCCUAUGCACAUGACCGUGAGGAUGAUACAAUUGAAAUUGUUUGAAAGUUUUUAACACUUGCUCACACUACUCAUACUCAUUUGCUUUAAAAAAUGUGCAUCUCAAAAAUUAUAUUAUUUUUACACAACAUUUUACAAACUUUGCUAAUGGGACAAAGCUGGAGUAAAAAAAUAGAACAGGCCCAUUUUCCUCUCUUUUUAAUGAGCAUCUUUUAUAUACUCUGGUAGAUAAAAUUGUAUAGAUAGAAAGACUGUAUCCAGAAUAUAGAAGAUCGACACUAACUUCCUUUUGUAUGUUCUAGACUCUAAAGAGUAUAUACUGGUAUCUGAACCAAUCAGAGGCUGAUUUAUUGGAUUUGAGGCUCCUAAUAAAUCUGCCAAAUCCAACAGCAAUGGGAUUUUACUUAAAAUCGACAUAUGAAGCACCAGUCUUAGUAACCCCCCCCCCCCCCCCGAAGCUUGACAGUACUUAUAAGGUAUAUGUAUUAUUCUAUCUAAAUGGAAGUUUAAAGAAAUAGAGAGAAAAAAAAAAAUUUUGAACAAAUUCAAGUAUAUUUGCAUGUUACUAUUUUUUUCUAAAUAGUAGAUCGAUUAAUUGCUUUGUGUUUCUUCUAAAGCCUCAAAACAAAAAGCUGUGCCUACAGUAUUAGAAGGAUUUUUCUUCUACUUCCACUGCUUUUUUUUCUUUCAAUUUUACAGCAUUUUUCUCCAGAAUUGUCCCACACUAGCACGUCUCCACAUAGACCAUGUACAUCACUUCUUAGGUUUAGUUCACUGGGCUGUGUGGUUGAAGAGUGACAUUAUGUGCCCAAGACAAGUGCAGCUGUAAAAGAAAGCAUACUGGACAAAAUAGGCAGAAAAAUUAUGGUAAUGGUUCUUAUAGAAAAAAAAGACAACAUGGCAAUGUCUCCACUAAUUCUUCUUCUUUUUAAAAAAAAAAAAAAAAGGCCACUUACAAAAUUGACAUUCUUAUGUAAUUACGGACCUGUCCGGAAUGAGAUCGAUUCUGUGAAAAUGAACAUAUAUUUUUAAAUCGACCCUGAAGCCUUCACAGCUAUGGGUGCUCUGCACUCGAAUGUAUGAGUAAAGAGUGUUGUUUUUUAUUGCAAACCUGUUUCUAUGUAAAAAAAAUUUGAAAAAAAUAUAUAGUAUUUAAAAAUAGACAGUUAACUCCCAGGAACAGUCGUGAACUUGUUUUUGCCGUGCACAUGGUUAACGGUAUCUUUUGUGAUCUUCUGGGAUAUCUGUUUAAUUUAUUGGUUUAUUAGAACUAUAGGGUAUUGGUUGGGUGUUUUUACAUUUUGCGUGCAGUAUGGCAGCUUAACAAUGCAAUCUUUACAAAUCAUAUAUAUUGUUCCGUGUAAGGCAGUUGUAAAUGUUUGAGAAGUGGAGAUGAAGAAUAUAUUAAACAUUGCUAUUGUGUUUUUACAUUUUUGUCAUUUACCUACGAUAAUAGCUCAUUCACUAUUAAUUGUGCUUUCUUCAUUUAAAAUGUUAUCUUAUAUUGAUCAUAAAUAUAUAUGUGGGGUUCAUAUGAGAUUAUUUUCUUCCUGUGACUAAAUUUAAAGUAAGAUGUGACUAUUUGGAUGUUGGAAGAAUAAGUUUCAACAGGAAAUCUAUCCCUUUUUUUGGACGAUUUCCCUAUGUAGAACAUGAACUAUAUCUCAUAAACUCAUAAUCUGAAAGAUAUCUAAAAUGAAGUAAAAUUAUUCAUAACAAAUGAAAUUAGGCAUUACAAAACAUUGUAAUGUCUUUUUAUUCAGGGGGUUUCUUAUUUUUUAUUAUUAGGUUAAUCUAAAAUGGAACCUUACUGACUCUAUUUGAACAGUGACCAUGGGGGACAUUUAUCAAUGUUUGCUUAUGUAUUCCUUUUUUUAUUUUUUUUAUCUUACAAUUUUUUUUUCUUAUGUGCAACUUAUUUAUCAACUGCUUUCAGCCUGUUGAUAAAUUUCUUUCACUUAAGCAAUUUUUCUUUAUUUGCUUUGGUAGUGGCUUUUUCUGCUCCAUGUCUGAGCUGGAGUAAAUUUUGUAGCUUUUUUCAUGUAAUGCGACUUUUUUGCGACUUUCGCACUUGAUAAAUCUCUGACCACUGCAAGUCAAAAAUCACUUUUUGCUUUGGUAAGCAAGAUUUUUAUUUUUUGCUUAGGACACUGAACAAGCAAAAAGUCGCAGAAAAAAAAGAGUGCAGACGCACGUGUGACAAUUUUGCGACAAUUUUAAGCAAAAAAAACCCCUACUAAAUGCUUUGAUCCAUGUCUUUAAUUUUGACCCAUAGCCAAGAGUCAUUCUAGGUCAACUGUAAAGGGAAUGUAAAGAACAUGUUAGGGGAUAUAAACCAGUAUACUAUCCAUAGUUUAUCAUCAAAUGGCAGUUUGUUAUAAUUUAUUAUAAUAGAUUGUUUCUAACAACAAAUGUAAAAAAGAUUUUAGACAAAAUGCUGAACGAAUGAUUGUCUGCUGAAGGAUGGUUUCACAGACACAUUGCAGUCCAUAUUGGCCGUCACAGAUGUUCAUACUGGCCAUACAUCCUCAACCUCACUGGACGAAGGAUGAAUGAUCUUUCUGGUAAUGCUCUGAGAACAUUACUUCUGGAAAGAUCAUGUGUGGAUGAAACCUCUUUCUUGAACAAUGUUUGCUAACAAAUAUUUCUAACACAUUCAACUUCUUUCCAGAGACACUGGUUGACUGAAACAAUGGUUUGUUGUAAAAUUUCUCCAGACAACUGAUCAAUCUGGUUUAAAUUGUCUAUUGUACCUCCAUGAAAUUUAAGUUCAAUGAAAUCAUUACAUUUAGGUGGCCAUGCACUUUCCAGAACUGCCAGCCAGACUACUAUCUUUUCUGACCUUCUAUACACACAAAUAUUCUGUACAGCUGUAAGUGGAGAGUCGGGAGGUCGCCAUGCACCUUAGGAAGUCAGCCGAAUCUUAUCAAGACCUUAGGUUUGACUGACUUUACUCUAAUCUGUAUGGGCACUUUAACAGUAAAAACAGUAAGCAGUUAGCAAAGAACUGGCUUUUAUCGUCAAUACAAGGGAUUUGGAGCUCUGUAUCAGAAAAUAGAGCUCUGGCCACUAAAAAGACUGUAUUAGAACAUUCACAUCAUUUUGAACCUAUUUUAAUAAAAUAAAUGGUAUUCAACGGUGUAUAUUCACUUUAAAACUAAGUCAAUAGUCAUAGUGUCAAUAUAAACAAUGAAAGUACAGUGCCAAUUUACCAAGAAAAUAGCCCUAAAAUGGCUAAUAACACACAAUUUGUUUUACUAAAAAGAGCUACAUAGUUUUAUCGAUCUGCCUUAUAUAUUCAUACAUAUUGUUACAGAUGAAACAUUUAUUUUACUAAGUGUUGUGACUUUUUGUCGACUUACCCCAUGUCCACCAUCCAAACAUGAAUUACUGCCUGUUUAUGCCAUCAAAAUGUAAAAUAAAUAAAAUAAAAAAAAAAUAAAAAAAGGAAAACAAAAGGGAAAAAAAACUUACUGAAAGAGUCAUCAUUAUUGCACAUUUCUAUCGGUUUGCUUUUUUGGCUUCUUCACUUUCCAAUCGUACCUGUGACAUUUGUAGAAGCUGUGGCUGUGUGGAUCUUGCAAUCCAUUCCACAGUUCUGAACAUGUAUUAUAGGAAGCUAAACUGCCUGUAGAUUAAACCAACACUACCUGUUGUCUCUGUGAAAGGAAUACGGAAAUAGGCAUACAAUAGCAAUAAACAUACAAGGGGAGAGGAUACCAAGAUAAGUGGCCUAAACAGAUAAAGACACAUAAUACACAUGGUAUUUUACAUAGUACAUGGCUUAAAGGGGUACUCCACUGGAAAACUUUUUUUUUAAUCAACUGGUGCCAGAAAGUUAAACAGAUUUGUAAAUUACUUCUAUUUAAAAAUAUUAAUUCUUCCAGUA